This is a messenger RNA of Linum tenue, 237 nucleotides long. NCBI's taxonomy places the organism in Eukaryota, Viridiplantae, Streptophyta, Magnoliopsida, Malpighiales, Linaceae. The record is from the annotation of a GenBank genome assembly.
AGAGUGUGAAAAAUGGCGUCCAUCUCCGCCACAACCACAGCUUCUUCCUUCAUCCAUGCAUCUCUCCGUCGCAACCCCUCUCUAGGGGUUUCCUCCGCCCCAGUUCUCGGGCUGCCGUCGAUGGCGAAGAGAGGGAGAGUGGUGAAGUGCUCGGCGGAAGGAAACGGAAGCAACGGCAGCGGGUGGGAGAAGAAGGGGAUGAUGAGCGCUUCGCUGAUGACGGCGGUGGCCGCAGCA